GGCUGCUCUGGAAGGUUAACUCAGAAGGACACGAAACGAACCCGGUGUCUUGCAAACGACUGUCUCGCUGGCCAUCAGGAACGUCCCGCAGCGAGUUCACCUACCAGGAAGAUGAGGUUAACGGUGCUGGGCGUCUGCUUGCUGUUGAGCGUCACCUGCUGCCUGUGCGCUCCAAAAAAGAAAAUUCCUGCGUUCUGCCCGCUGAGAAUUCGGGACAGAGUGCAAGUACUCGGAUGCAUGUGGAUGUACCUCUCACCAUCUCUUCAGAAUCGGCUGAACCAUAUCAUGCAAUACAACCGCCUGAACGUCCAGACACUAGCCAGGUUUAUCUGCACGCCGGAAGCAAUGUUUAGCUUCAAGAAAGCUUUUUCGAAACCAGAAAUCAAGGAAGGAAUCACUGCAGGCACCAUGUGCUUGCGGAGAAUGAUGCCGAGAAUGAGACAGAAUGAUUCAGAAUAAACCCAGCGAACUACCACCACUA
Messenger RNA from Dermacentor andersoni, 481 nucleotides. RefSeq lists its product as uncharacterized. Lineage: Eukaryota; Metazoa; Arthropoda; Arachnida; Ixodida; Ixodidae. The record is from RefSeq and is a predicted model, not a curated record.